Molecule: messenger RNA, 2243 nt
Organism: Cucurbita moschata (crookneck pumpkin)
Lineage: Eukaryota; Viridiplantae; Streptophyta; Magnoliopsida; Cucurbitales; Cucurbitaceae
Product: chaperonin CPN60-2, mitochondrial
Exons: 18
Coding region: 171-1898 (575 amino acids)
Biological process (GO): protein refolding
Cellular component (GO): mitochondrion; cytosol
Molecular function (GO): ATP binding; ATP-dependent protein folding chaperone
Source: RefSeq, a predicted model, not a curated record
AAACCCUAGAAGGUGCAGUGGUUUAAGUUCGUUUCUAGAGCCUUCUUCUCUCCCCAUUAUUAGGCCACCCAUUCGAUCGCUGCAAUUCAUCGCCGUUCUCUUCUUUACGCUCCCUUGAUCUUCCUCUCUUUGUUCCCAUAUCCUUUUCUGGGUCUCAGCGGACGUCUACAAUGCACCGCUUCGCUUCAGGCCUCGCUUCCAAAGCUCGCCUUGCUAGGAAGGGUGCCAAUCAGAUUGCUAGUAGGUCGAGCUGGAGCAGAAACUAUGCCGCUAAAGACGUUAAAUUUGGGGUGGAGGCUCGAGGACUUAUGCUUAAGGGUGUUGAGGAUCUUGCUGAUGCCGUUAAAGUCACAAUGGGUCCUAAGGGGCGCAAUGUGGUGAUUGAACAGAGUUAUGGGGCUCCCAAAGUUACAAAAGAUGGUGUGACUGUUGCGAAGAGUAUCGAGUUUAAAGAUAAGGUUAAAAAUGUUGGUGCCAGUCUUGUGAAGCAGGUUGCUAAUGCAACAAAUGAUGUAGCUGGUGAUGGGACCACCUGUGCUACUAUUCUUACAAGAGCAAUAUUUACGGAGGGCUGCAAGUCCGUUGCUGCUGGAAUGAAUGCCAUGGAUCUAAGACGUGGUAUCUCCAUGGCAGUCGAUUCUGUUGUAACAAACUUGAAGAGCAGAGCACGAAUGAUAAGCACAUCAGAAGAGAUAGCCCAGGUCGGAACAAUAUCUGCCAACGGAGAAAGAGAAAUUGGUGAGUUGAUUGCCAAGGCCAUGGAGAAAGUUGGCAAGGAGGGCGUGAUCACCAUCUCGGAUGGGAAGACAUUGUUUAAUGAGUUGGAAGUUGUUGAAGGGAUGAAGUUAGAUAGGGGAUACAUUUCUCCUUACUUCAUUACUAACCAAAAGAACCAGAAAUGUGAAUUGGAUGAUCCUCUUAUUCUAAUCCAUGAAAAGAAAAUCUCAAGCAUUAAUUCUGUGGUGAAAGUUUUAGAGUUGGCUCUGAAGAGGCAAAGGCCCCUUCUUAUCGUUUCUGAAGAUGUCGAAAGUGAUGCACUAGCCACUCUUAUCUUGAAUAAGCUCCGUGCUGGAAUUAAGGUCUGUGCCAUUAAAGCACCAGGUUUUGGUGAAAAUAGGAAGGCUGGACUGCACGACCUUGCAGUUCUCACGGGUGGUCAGCUCAUUACUGAAGAGCUUGGAAUGAAUCUUGAAAAAGUUGAUCUGGAUAUGCUUGGCUCUUGCAAGAAGAUCACAAUUUCAAAGGACGAUACAGUAAUUCUAGAUGGCGCUGGUGACAAGAAGUCUAUCGAGGAAAGAUGUGAACAGAUAAGGUCAGCUAUUGAACUGAGCACUUCUGAUUAUGACAAGGAGAAGUUGCAGGAAAGAUUAGCGAAGCUCUCUGGUGGUGUAGCUGUAUUGAAGAUUGGAGGAGCAAGUGAGGCAGAAGUAGGUGAGAAGAAGGAUAGAGUCACUGAUGCCUUGAAUGCCACAAAAGCAGCUGUUGAAGAAGGAAUUGUACCAGGUGGUGGUGUUGCUCUUUUGUAUGCAUCGAAAGAACUAGAUAAACUUUCAACUGCUAACUUCGAUCAGAAAAUUGGUGUCCAAAUUAUUCAGAAUGCUCUAAAGACACCCGUACACACAAUCGCAUCGAAUGCGGGAGUUGAGGGGGCUGUCGUGGUUGGGAAGCUGUUGGAGCAGGACAACCCUGAUCUUGGUUACGAUGCUGCAAAAGGUGAAUAUGUGGAUAUGAUCAAAGCUGGCAUCAUUGAUCCUCUUAAAGUAAUUAGAACUGCACUAGUUGAUGCCGCUAGCGUUUCCUCUUUGAUGACAACUACGGAAGCCAUCGUAGUCGAACUCCCCAAGGAUGAAAAGGAAGUUCCAGCAAUGGGUGGCGGCAUGGGAGGAAUGGAUUACUAAUAGCAUCAAGACAGUAUUUUGAUGAAUCAAAUCAACUUUACCCGUGCUUGCUUCCCAGAGCGUGACAUUUCACAAACCUUAGAAGACGUAUUCUUGUUUGUUUCAUAAUAGUCUUGACUUAAUUUGGUCAAGGAAAGCUUCCUUUCAUGUUCAGGAGGGUAGGCAUAGAGACUAGGGAGAGUUGUCAUUCCAUGUUGCGGAACUGUAGUCUUUUUCAUUGUUUUCAUCAAGAAAUAUAUAUAUUUUUCCCUCGUGACCUGCAUAAGGGCCAUAGCCUUGCAACUCCAUUUUAUCUGUCAAGUUUAUGCGUCUUCAUCAAUAAAUUUUGGGACUUUAGUUGGUGAA